AGAUUUUUUGACCAAUCCCUUUUUGAGUUGUCAACUAACUGCGCUGUUGGUACCAUCAAUGAUCUACCAAGACAGACGCGCUCGGUAGAUCCUUCAGUGACUCGACAUUUUUUGGUCUUGGUGUUUUUGUUGAUUUCCAAUACCACAGGUACACUUGCCGCAAAUAACCUGUCUACGACCGAUUCCUGGAAUUUGCAUUUAACCGCUGUUACAAGUGGCUAUUAAAUAUAGGCCAAAUUAAACUUCGAUUGACGCCGUAAGUUUUUCAAUCAGAAAUGGAUCGUGAAAGAAGAAUUGAUGAAACUAAUAACAGCCUUACUCUUGAUCAACCUAGCAUCCAAGAGGAAAAACAUGAGGCACAGCAGAAUGUUAACAUAAUUUUGAAAGAUUUAAUUGAAUGGGACGAUGGCGAAACACAGUUAUUACUUGAUUUAUAUGAUAAAUUUAUUCAAGAAGUUGGCCAGGAUAAAACUUUCAAAACUAUAGAUGAUUUGUGGAUAGCGGUGGGAUCAGAAAUAACUCGUUCUUACAAAGUGAUAAGAUCCCCACUCGAUUGCAUGAAUAAAUUUGAUUCCCUGAAUAAUGAAACGACUACUUCUGAAUCAGAAAAUUCGAGUGAGAAUUCUGAUCUUACCACUGACGAAAUUGAAUCAAAUUUCAAUCCAAGAAUUUAUCAUCAAGUUUUAUAUCCUGGAUUAUAUAUUGCACUUCAAAUUCAAGAGGAAAUAUAUUUUUUCAAAAUUCAAGACAAUGAGGAUAUUGAAGAUCAUGGUGUUUAUUUUUUUCAAUUUCCAGAGGGCGAUGAAGAUACUAACGAAUUUCAACUUUCGGAGGACAUUGAAGAAAUAAUACUAUUAAUAGAUAAUCCUCUAUUCAUACGGGCAUUACUCCAUGAUUGGAUAUAAUUUAUUGUUUAGUAAACAUACAAUGUAUUUUACUUAAAAAUAUAAAAUACUAUUUACAAAUUUCUAUUUAUUUCAAUUAG
Messenger RNA from Melanaphis sacchari, 985 nucleotides. RefSeq lists its product as uncharacterized. Bases 276 to 905 code for a protein of 209 amino acids. The transcript has 5 exons. The record is from RefSeq and is a predicted model, not a curated record. Lineage: Eukaryota; Metazoa; Arthropoda; Insecta; Hemiptera; Aphididae.